GACGGCGUCGUCAAGGGGGAGACGCGCGGGGUGCCGCCCCCCCGGCAGGCGCGGGUCCACCUCUACGUGGGCAGAAGCGCGUGGGCGCGGGACGCGCCGUUCCACGGCCGCAUCGAGGACCUGCAGGUCUGGGGCGCGGUGGUGAAUUGGGACACCACCGAGGUGCAGCGGGUUCCGCUCAAGCCGUCCAUGUUCUACGACGGGCGUGAGUACGAGGGCGACGAGUGCGACUGGGACGACCUCGGCUCCAGGUUUGGCCACACGCCGCUGGGCGGCAGCGGGCUCUCCGUCGGCUUCGCCGCCCGCUGGCGCAGCCUCAAGAGGUGGAGCCGCAUCAUCGACUUCGGGAACGGACCGGGCACCGAGAACAUCGUGGUGGCCAACAAGGGCACGUCCACAACCCUCGUGUUCAACGUGUGGGACGGGCGCCAGGAGCACGGUCUGCAGGUCCCGGACGCGAUAGAGGUGGGCAGGCUCCAGCGCUUCCUCUGCACAGUGGACGCCUUCGGCCACAUGCAGGUCUUCCGCGACGGCGAGCUGCUCGCCACGGGCGGCGGCGCGCGCGGCAGGCAGGACCACGGCGGCUGCCCCUGCAGGGCGGCGCGGGGCUUCUUGUACGUGGCCAGGUCCCACUGGGACCGCGACGAGGCGUUCCACGGCGAGAUCCGGGACCUGAAGGUGUGGAACGCCGUGGUGGACUGGACGGGCCGCGCGGAGGCCGCGCAGGGCCUCCGCGCCCGGAGCCCGCGGGAGCAGCUGCGGCUGGCGGCCCGCGAGGACCCCCCGCUGGACCCCGAGGCCCGCGACGCCCUCGAGGACCUCCGCGCCAGCCUGCGGGGCGACUCGCUCUGCCACGGCGCCUGA
This is a messenger RNA of Prorocentrum cordatum, 864 nucleotides long. Lineage: Eukaryota; Dinophyceae; Prorocentrales; Prorocentraceae. The record is from the annotation of a GenBank genome assembly.